UCAGAUUUGACGCCACUUGGCUCGCUCAGUUUCAGGUACCAGGUACCUUAUGCCUACUGGAGCCGUAAUUUGCAGUUGAGUAUCUGAAUCAGGUGCACUAUAUUAGGGUGUUAAGGGAUGAAUGUAAUUGGUCAGUAAGGGGUGGUGGCGCGUGGAGGAAGUGUUAAAGCCACGGUAGAUCACCAGUGAAAUAGGUUAGGCUCAGUUGGUCCUCGGCGAUACAAGCGGUAACAUUUCGUGAAGGCCUUAUCGAAACCGGCUGGUUUGAACCAAUCUGUGAUCUUGUUAGCUAAAUAUUUAACUGUGAAUAAUGAAGAACCUUGUGAGUGCUAUAACUUUUCUAACUCUGGUGGUUCUAGUCUGCAGCAGUCCUUUGUUGUAUUAUGAGAAGUCUACGGUGGUGGUAAAUAAAGUGGAUUUCUCAGAUUCUGGUAUCGACCAUAGACGACUCAGUAAUUUGUUGGAUGACGACGCGCCGGAAGAGCAUACGACGGCAGUGGCUCUUGGUGAUGCAUUAGAAAAUGAAAUCGCGGAAACUGAUGCACGCAUUAAGGCUAAGGAUAAUGAGCCGCUUCGUGAAAGUGAUGCUGAAGCUCCUGAAAUAAAGAAAAGUUCAACGGGCGAUGUAAUCAAAAUAGACGAACAAGUGAAAACUAAUGAUAAUAGUGUAAGUGCAGAUGACGGUAAAAAUAUUACGACUACGGAAAGCAGUUCGGUAACUGAAGCUACAGAAAACACUACAAUUGAGCUAUUUACAACUCAUGAAAGCAUUGCCAGAUCUGUAGAAUCUACAUGUUUGAUAACAGGAGGAACGACUAUUAGUACUACUACCCCCUUCGAAGAUGCGUUAAACACUAAAGGUAUUAUUGGGCCAAUGAGCUCUACAAUCAUGAACACCACUACAACUACUAGUACACUAUUGAAGACGCCCACGACCGCUGAAGUCCUAACAUCCACUGUGAGUUCCACUGCAACGACUACUGAUGAAGUGACGAUAACCGACGUCCCAACGAUCAAUGCUGGGAAAACAACUAAUGUUAUUGAUAUCACAACUACAGAAGAAACUACAUACGCAGGAAGCUACAGAUCUUCCGACACUGUAUACACCACAACUUUUGCCGUAGAGCGUUCCUCAACACCUAAUACUGAUAUGAAGAUUUCAGAAGUAGUAAUUACAGACACUACCACGAUAACAUCGCUGGAAACAACAACUGUUAAUCGUUAUACUAUUAGCAAUGAAAUUACGACUACUGAAACUAUUACUCGAACAGAUAACGUAGCAAAUACCACUAUUGACACCGAAGUAACAACUACUGGGAAUACUUUCACCGAUGAGAGUCCAGUAACCACGGAAGCUACUAAUAUCCCUCCAUACACCAACAAUCCCAAAGACACUACAGAUAAUGAAGUUAUGAAUACAAAAUCAGCUUUAGUUUCUGUCUCGGAAACGUCCACCGAAAUCAUUGAACAUUUGACGGAACUAGGGUUAACGGGCGUCGAAAGGAUCACGACCGCGUCACCAAAGGCAUUGGGUAUUACAAAUAGCGAAGAGAUGGUUACCACUAACUCAGAUGCAAAAAUAACAACCACAGCUACCAUUGAACAAUUGGCGACUGUCGAGCCAACGAUUACUGAAAUUAUAACAACUAUUGCGACAGGAGCAACCCCUUCCGAUUCAUCUUAUAAGGAAACAACCAUCGGGGAAGAAAUAGCAAACACUAUCAGCUACACUGCAACGACUAUCAACGAAGUGACAGUAACUGAAGCCGCGACAAUCAACGUUGAGACUGCAACGAAUGCCAGGAAUGACAUGACUACAGAAGAAGCAAUAUACGCAGGAAGUUCCUCUUCUUUCGAGAUUAGAUAUAUCAACGAUUUUGACGUAGAGAGUUUCUCAACACCUAGCAUUGUAAUGGAAGCCUCAGUAGUAGUGUCUACUGAUGCCAUCACGGUUUCGUCGUUGGAAACAAUUACAAUUUCUCGAACUAAGACUACAACAGAUAUCGCAACGAGUACCACUAUUGAGACGGACGGAACCAAAACUACUGGAAAAUAUGCAAGCGAUGAGAGUCCAGCAAUCGCCGAAGUUAGUAAAAGAAUAAGGUUUAAUCUCGCAGAUACUGCAGACAGUGAAAUUACAAUGACUACAACACAAGCAUCAACUUCUACUUCGGAAACGUCAACUGAAAUCGCUGAAUAUUUGAGAGUAAUUGAGUCAACUGACAUUGAAAGGAUCGCUACCGCAACGCCAACGUCAAACGGUGUCACGAAUGGCGAAGAGAUGGUUACAAUUAUCACAGAUGCAAACGUACCCACCAAUUCCGUGUUAACCGAAAUACUGCCAACUUACGACCAAACCACCGGUACCGAAGCUAGUACAAUCACCAGUGCCAGUCCCGAAACCAUGGCAGCUAUUGGUGUUAGUAGUACUACAGAGCGUACUUCAGUUGCUAAUUCGGAAACAUCAACCGAUUCGGAAGUAAUUGGUGACAAAACCAUCACGACCACUGAGCCACAAACUGUUACCGCCAGUGAAGAAAGUACAACUGCCGAUCCUAAAACUCACCAGACGAGUGAAAUUUCCUUCAUUUUUGAUGAGAGUCCCGCCAUCAACAAAGUUAGGCCAACCUAUCCAACAGAUCCCAAAGAUACUACAACUAGCGUCGAAAGCUCGACAACAGAAAGUACCACAACUGCUGCUCUGGAAGCAUUAACCGAUUCAGAGAUAUUUGGACGACCUGUGGACGCGAGAAACAGGGUCGCAGGAUCGGAGACUACAGUAAUUGAGUACAGUUCUGCGGUGAUCACAAAGGGUACAACCACGCCAAGUAUUACAUCUACCACAGAUGCCACAAGACUAUCAAAGGCCAUCACCACCACCGUGAAUGCUAGACUCGUAGAUACGGUAGCCAAUGAAGUUAUUACGACUACCGGGAGUACCUCAACUGCAGAUUCGGAGUUAGUAACAGGUUCGGGACUACCACAGCAUGCAACAAAUAUUCAUGUUACUAAGCUUAAUGUAGAGAGUACAACUACGCAGUUGGUUACAACUAUCGCAGAUGCCGAAGUAAUCACCGAUUCAGAGCGUUUCACCACAACCGAUAGGCUUACAACUGAUGAGAGUUCCACCAUAACCGAAACUGGCACUAUCAAUAACCUACUCGAGGAUACUACUACUACUGGAGUUAAUACGACUACUGAGAUUACUUCACCUGCUUAUUCGGAAACACGAAUAAAUUCAGGAUCAAUCGCUGAAUUAAAUACAACGACCGUAGCGCCAGAGAUCACUACAAGUGUGGUUGAUACUAUCACUACUGAGAGGAUAUCUACAGUCAUCGAUGCUGAAGCAACCAUAAUCGACAGUUUCACGUCAACCGAGAUUUUCACAACCCAUGACAACUUCGCCACCAUCGAAGCUAGUACAACCACUUCGGGCAGUACCAGCCUUGAAUAUACGACAGCCCUUGGCGUUAGUACAAUUACAGAAUAUACAUCAACCGCUGCUUCGGAAGCGUCAAUUCAUGCAGAACCAACUGAAUCAACUGGUAACGACAUGUUGACGGUUUUAGUGUCGAACCCUGUUAUGAGCAACUAUGUCACUACGACUAGCGAAGUGAGUAGCAGUACCAGAGACAUCGAUAUUAUCCCAUCCACCGGAAGCUCUACUACAACCGUGAUUCUUGCCAUCAUUGAAGCUAAUACUACUACUUCUGGCAGAAUCGUCUUCGAAAAUACGAUACCCCGUGAUAUUAGUAGUGCUCUUGUGUCGGAAACAUCAAAAGAUUCCGCACAAAUUAGCUCGUCUAGUAACGAAACUACAAUACACGUUAAUUCCUCAAGCACCAACACUCCCACAACUACUGCGUUUGGCGUAAAUCCCGAACAUACCUCCAUCACUUGGGUCACGCCAAGUACAACCAAUUUCGCGACAGCCGCGACAACAAUUGCUACUAGGACCGUUGCACAAACUACCACCCCAGACAGAACUACGCUGGUUAGAACAACUACGACAGCUGGUAUGACUGCCGAACUCUCUAAUGUAACUCCGACCACCCCAGCAUCGGGAAGUGCUAAGUCCAGUAGCCUUGUCUGUUUUCUGGCGAGUGUAGUGUUGGUAAUGUUCAGGAUAGCUCAUUGA
Molecule: messenger RNA, 4138 nt
Organism: Topomyia yanbarensis
Lineage: Eukaryota; Metazoa; Arthropoda; Insecta; Diptera; Culicidae
Exons: 2
Coding region: 311-4138 (1275 amino acids)
Source: RefSeq, a predicted model, not a curated record